This is a messenger RNA of Gopherus flavomarginatus (Mexican gopher tortoise), 3992 nucleotides long. RefSeq names its product PWWP domain containing 2B (gene PWWP2B). Gene Ontology annotation, cellular component: nucleoplasm; nucleus. NCBI's taxonomy places the organism in Eukaryota, Metazoa, Chordata, Testudines, Testudinidae. The coding region runs from base 587 to 2368 and encodes 593 amino acids. The record is from RefSeq and is a predicted model, not a curated record. The transcript has 4 exons.
UAAUUGUUAAAGGGCUGGAGACUGAUCGCUCAGGUAACGCGAGCCCUGGACUUUCCUUUUAUUUUCAGUGCCUUUGCAACGAUUGUCAUUUGUUAAGUUUUAAUACUGUUUUGGAUUUUUGUUUUGCUUGGUUUUUUUUUCUUGUUUGUUUGUUCCUCCCCCACUUCCAUAGCUUUUGGCUGCUCCUUUCCGUUUAGAUCCUUGUUACAGGCGACUCCAGUGCGACUAACUUCAAAUGAAUAAGCAAAGCAACCUUCUUCUGUUUCUCAUGGUCAACCACUGACCAAACAAACUUAAUCAAGAUUGAAGUAAUCGAGUAAACAACAGCAACAACACUGAUUCGGCCGUGGAACGUUCCCGGGAGGGAAGCAUUGUGACGUCAGCGCACCUACUAAUCCUCCCAGUUGAGGGGGAGCCUGGAGCCAUGAGGUCAUCGCAGCGGCCAGUGUAGCCAUCCGGGCGGCGGCAGCGGCGGGGGAGGGGAGAGCAGAGCGGAGCAGAACGGAGAGCGGGCCCAAGCCAGGCUGACUGGGAGCCUGCCGCCGCGCUCCAGCUGUACUGAGGCGGACGCCGAGCUCCUGCAAGCAUGGAGGAGGCUGAGGCGAAGGAGCUGCAGAUCGGCUCCUGGCUACCCGUGCUGGUGGAGCAGAUGGUGAACGACACAUUGGUGGUCACCUUGAGCUGUGGGGAGAGGCGCUUCACUGGGAUCCUCCUAGACUGCACUAAAAAGUCUGGGUUGUUCUGUCUUCCACCACCUUCGUUGCCAAAGCAAGAGGAACCUCCUGCAGCUGCUUGCACUAAUUGGGUUCCUGAAGACAGCCAGCCUGUGAAGGGUGAGACUGAGUCACAGUUUUCUAGUGAAAAACCUCCCAAAGGAAACAAUGAUGAACAGGUUCCUCCUCUUUUGCCACCUCCAUCACCAGGCAGUGUUCCUCCUUACCCUCCCUAUUUUGAGGGAGCUCCAUUUCCUCCUCCCUUAUGGUUAAGACACACAUAUAACCAAUGGGUUCCUCAGCCACCACCAAGGACUAUAAAGAGGACAAAAAGACGGUUGUCACGAAAUAGAGACCCAGGAAGGCUCAUCAUGAGCACUAUUAGACUGAGGCCCAGGCAAGUGCUCUGUGAAAAAUGUAAAAACACUCUGAACCCAGAGGAAGCGAACAAGGCCAGGCAAAAUGCUAAAACAAGGAGAAAGCUAAGCAUUCAGGACAAGGAGCAAAAAAAGCACAGUGAUUCUGAUUAUGUAGAGAAAAGGAAUAAAAGAGAAAAGAGGGAGGGAGACAAAUUUUCUGGGGAAUUAGUGCAUCGAACUCCAGUUAUAAAAAUAUCCUACAGCACGCCACAAGGUAAAGGUGAAGUUGUGAAAAUUCCUUCCCGGAUUCAUGGCUCUGUUAAACGGUUUUGUCCACAGCGGAUAUUGCAGAAUGGAAGGGAGGACCAAGAGGUGAACAGAGAUUCUGACCGAUAUCAGGAAACCAAAUGUUUUAUGGAUAAGUCGGCAAGCAGCCAACUUGCUUCCAUUCCAAAACUGAAAUUAACUAGGCCUGUGCAUUCCAGUGCAGAUGUUCCACCUCCAAAAAUCAGACUGAAACCUCAUCGAAUAAAUGAUGGUCAGAGUGUUUCCAUUUAUAAAGCAGAACUUAUUGAUGAGAUAAAUGUCCUUCAGAGUAGCAGGGAGUCCAAUCCUGCUGCAUUUUACACUGAUGAAUCUGCAGAUAGAAGUUUAGCAGAGUUGUCUUCUGGGAGUUCAGGUGAAGAUGAUGACUUCAAAAGAUUUCCCCAAGGUAAAGAUGGACAUGAUAACUUGGCUUUUCUUAUGAAUUAUCGUAAAAGGAAGGCAGAUUCUUCUAGUUUAUCAGUGUGUAGCAAUGACAGUCUAGAUGAAUCCAAAUCCUCUAGUUCAGAAGUAACAUCACCAGAAAUGUGUGACUUUUUACCUGGUGAUGAUGCAUCUGUUUCUUCAUCUUCAAAAGAUGAGCGUAAAAUUGUGCCACCAUUAACAUUUAGACUACAUACACAGAGUGUCUCUAAAUGUGUCACUGAAGAUGGAAGAACUGUUUCAGUGGGGGAUAUUGUUUGGGGUAAAAUUCAUGGUUUUCCAUGGUGGCCGGCACGUGUUCUUGACAUAAACCUUAGCCAGAAGGAAAAUGGAGAACCUUCCUGGCGAGAAGCUAAAGUAUCAUGGUUUGGUUCUCCAACAACCUCAUUCUUAUCUGUUUCAAAACUCUCUCCUUUUUCUGAAUCUUUCAAACUGAGAUUUAAUCGUAAGAAGAAAGGGAUGUAUCGGAAAGCUAUAACAGAAGCUGCAAAGGCAGUAGAGCAUCUGACCCCAGAAAUAAGAGAUCUCUUAACACAGUUUGAAACAUAACUUUGCCUCCAAUACCAGGUAACAGAAGAUAAGAGCACAGCUGUUCUCCUAGAGUUUCAUGAAGUCUGUAAACAUCCUGACAUGCUCCCCAGGAGAAUCUUGAGGUUGCCAUGCAGAUGACAGCAGGAUGAGUUUCCUUGUCAGAUUGCACUGCUUAUCUGUGAAGGGUGACGGGCACCUGGACUGGAGUUAGGAGACCCUUCUGGUGCGAGGCUGACAGGAAAGUCUUAAGGAUAUCUAACCGAAAACAAGGGAAUUGACAAGUAAAGCAGUGAACUAGGAGAAUAGUGAAUACCACAACUUGGAAUGUAUUUAUUACUUAAAACUAGCUACUCUUGAUAAAAUCCCAAAAAAUUAUUGCUGCUGCUUAUUUUACUUACAGAUUUCACACACUUGUUAAUUUUAAAGCUACAAAACUUUUACUAUAUACUGUAUUCUAAAAAAUGUAAUUGGAGCAGGACAUGCAAUAGAAUGAAAUCAGUGUAGUGUCUUAAGUACAAUGGACUCACUUUUGUGUCAAUUAAAACUUGGAAAAUGUGCAACACAAUUAUGUGGCCAUUAUUGUGCACACUUUAAAGCUUUUCAAAGAUGUUUACUGCAGAGCUGAGAUAAUCAGUUAAGAACACUAUGAUUUCAAGCACAUAAACAAGCAAUUAACUAGUAAUUCAGAUUGUGAGGUAUUCUAAAUUAAUCUGUGCUUCUUUCAGUCAUCUCUACCCAUAUCCUGUACAUCCUAAAUACAUUCAUCCUAAAUGCACUGAGGUGGAUAUUAACCUAUUGCAGUUCAUUAAUGAAGUUAAUCUUGCAUUCAGACUUUUUUCUAUUCAACCAGUGUAGCUUGUGGCCCAUUGAGAAUACAUGCUGAUUGAUAGGGAAAGGAUUUUUCCACACUUAACAUUGCAGAUAGUUACUAAUGCUCUUUUUGAAAUGUUUACAACAUUAAAGAAUGAGAGCCAAUUUAAAAACAAACUGAAUUACACUGAAGUUUUGGAGGUUUUCAGUAUCCCUUUAAAAAUAGCUUGGAUCUUCCUUUUGUGUAACUUAAAAAACCCCCAAUAGGUUGAGUAUCUAGUGACAUAUAUAUGUGAUACUCAUUUUAGUAAUGGGGAGGAGAGUUCAAAAUUUCCUAAUACAGUUAAUGUGGCUUGUAUGUACUAGAAUGAAACUAAGUGAAGUGUCAUUACAACAUAUGCUAUUUUGUUUUUUCCUAAAACCUUAAUCCAUUUCCCCUUACCAAAAAUAAAAAAAUACAGUUAAGUUUGCUAACCCAGAAAUAUUAGUGGAAAGAGACAAAUAAAAGCUCCUGGGUUUUUUGGCUCCCAUUGAUUCUUUAAAAAUGUGAUGUUUCCAAUGGCCAGUAUUAAAGGGGCUAAAUUUUAAAACUUUUUCAAAAAGAAAUCCAUUGUACAUAAACAAUAUGAGCACCAUAGAUAUAGUGAAGUAGACACACGUCUGAAAAUGUAAAAAGUUAGUUUUACUUUUAUAUAUGCUGUUACUCUGAAUUUCACUUAUUCAGACAAUGAAAGUGAACUAGUCAUCUGUACUAGUGUGGUCAGUUUCUAAUUUAAUUCUAAUUUAGCCCACAAAAGCUUAUGCUGAAAUAAAUUUGUUAGUCUUUAAGGUG